AUGGAGAGUAUUAAUAGAAAUGAUCAGGUCCCACUAACUCAACAAUGUAUUGUUCGAAAGGCUAACAAAAAUUGUUUGAAACGAAGAGAUUUGAGAUUUGGUUUCGAGCAUCAAUGUGCUACUGAAGUAGUUGGAAUUGAAUGUUUUGUUACGGAAACUGAAAAGAAAAAUCAUAUUGCUUGUGUAUUUGUUCGAAAAUCAAGACCACGUUAUACAUUGCUAUUCUCACAUCCAAAUGGUAGUGAUAUAUCGGAUCAUCUUGUUGGAUUACCUAAUUUGCAUGAUGCAGCAAGAUUUUUUAAUUGCAAUAUAUGCUCAUAUGAUUAUAGUGGUUAUGGUAUUAGUGAAGGUAAUCCAAGUGAAAAAAAUAUGUAUUCAGAUAUCAAUGCUGUUUAUAAAUAUCUAUUGGAGGAUUUAUGCAUUCCGGAAACAAAUAUCAUACUAUGGGGUUACAGUAUUGGUACAGUAGCAUCAAUCGAAUUAGCAAAACAAGCCAGUAAACUUGCUGGCUUAAUACUUCUUGCACCAGUAGCAUCAAUUAUACGAACAAUAUGUUGGGGAAAAUGUUGUUGGGAUCGAAGUGAGCAAUGUGGUCGUUUAGCGGAUUGUUGCUGUGAUCGAUUUAAUAGUGUUUAA
This is a messenger RNA of Loa loa (African eye worm), 636 nucleotides long. RefSeq lists its product as hypothetical. Lineage: Eukaryota; Metazoa; Nematoda; Chromadorea; Rhabditida; Onchocercidae. Gene Ontology annotation, biological process: protein depalmitoylation. Bases 1 to 636 code for a protein of 211 amino acids. Gene Ontology annotation, cellular component: endosome membrane; plasma membrane. Gene Ontology annotation, molecular function: palmitoyl-(protein) hydrolase activity. The record is from RefSeq and is a predicted model, not a curated record. The transcript has 5 exons.